Molecule: messenger RNA, 375 nt
Organism: Chironomus riparius
Lineage: Eukaryota; Metazoa; Arthropoda; Insecta; Diptera; Chironomidae
Source: the annotation of a GenBank genome assembly
AUGGAGAAUAAAACAGAGAAAACAGAAGUUCGAGGCAUUGCAAAGUCAGGCAAGUUCUGGAAGACACCUAAGGAACGAUUCAGGAAGAUUCACAACACAAUUCCAAAGAAAACAAAAGAUCAACAAUUGAAAAUUCGUGCAGAACUUAAAAGAGUCAAGGAAUUGUCAAAGUCCAUUAAGGAUGAACGUAAGCAACAGAAUGAAUUAAAGAAGCAACGACGUGAAGAGAACCUUCAACGUAAGAAAGAAAAUGAAUUAAAAUCACAGACUGUCCAAAUUAUCAAAAAUACAUCAAAAUUGAAGAGAAUUAAGAAGAAACAUUUGAGGCAGAUCCAGAAACGCGAUUUGGACACAUUAAAAUCAAAAGUUGUUUAA